This is a messenger RNA of Fraxinus pennsylvanica, 408 nucleotides long. Lineage: Eukaryota; Viridiplantae; Streptophyta; Magnoliopsida; Lamiales; Oleaceae. The record is from the annotation of a GenBank genome assembly.
AUGGAGACACCAUGUCUCCGUGAGACACUGAAUGAUAAUGAUGCGAAAACAUUUAGCCAUCUUGACGUUACUGCUGAGGAACCUUGGUACAAUCUUAUCCCUUUGGUUCUUAUAGUAGUUUUGGUUUUCAGGUAUCAAGAUUCUUUAUUGUAUAUGACGGAAUUUGAUCAAAUAGUUGAAAUACAGGGACCAUACUAUUGUGCCAUUGGUGCUGAUAAGGCCUUUGGACGUGAUAUUGUUGAUGCUCGCUAUAAAGCAUGUCUUUAUGCUGGCAUAAACAUUAGUGGCAUGGCAUCAAUGGAGAAGUUAUGCCUGGCCAGUGGGAAUACCAAGUUGGUCCAUCAGUCGGCAUCUCUGCAGGAGAUCAAGUACGGGUGUCCCGCUAUAUUCUUUAGGUACUUCCAUUAG